Messenger RNA from Vitrella brassicaformis, 2567 nucleotides. The record is from the annotation of a GenBank genome assembly. Lineage: Eukaryota; Vitrellaceae.
UGUUUUUCGGUUUUCUCUUCUGCAAAUCUGAUGCAUCUGUGAUGCCACCGUGGUGAUGCUUGCCUUCACCCGCCCCACUGCCCUUCUGCUCACGGCCUUAGUUGCGGCUUUCCUGCUGUUUGGCACCUUCCCUGUCAGAGUUCUCCUCGGCCUCGACGGCAGAAAUGUGUUCGAGCUCAGCAAGCUCAGCCGAUUCGUCCACCCAACCUUCCAUCAGCUGGGAUAUGUCUUCAGAGGCAAGGCACGCUCUGCAACUCCAGGCAUCAACGGUGACUUCGCCGAUCUGGAGGCACUGGAGAGUCAGCUGGAGGUCCCUUUCUACAUCUACGAGACGCCGGCGGUGCGGGAGCUGUAUGACAUCUGCCAGGAGGCUGCUCGCGGGAUCCUGAAUGGCACUUGGCCGUCGCACUUGCCCACAUACAACAAGAAAAACAUCGGUGAGAGGAGAAGAGAGAAGCACACCUGAUGAAAGAGCGCCCGGAGGAAUGCAUCGCUGAUGGUAUCUGUCUGCUCUGCCUACGUGCAGAUGAGGUCUAUUGGUUGGAUCAGUUGUGGAACGAUCCAUGGAGAGUGACUGAUCCCGAGAAAGCCCUCGUAUUUGUCAUCCCUGUGUACCCUGGUACGCACCGAGCCAGCCAUGAAGCCCUCACAAACCAUGUUCUGACGGGCGCUUCCUGGUCUGCUUCGCAUUCUCAGUGCUAUCUCUUGAGCGCGCUUGCGAAGGCAGGAGUCAUAAGAUAACACAUAGUCUUGCGGACAAGGCGGUCGAGGAGAUACAAGCGAUGCCAUACUGGGGCAGAAAUGACGGGCUGGACCACAUUGUCAUGGUCAGCCAGUGCACAUGUGCCGAUUAUCUUCAUUCACUCACAGCAGCUAUGCAUGUCUGCUCUCUUCUUGCAUCAGGCUGUGGACUAUCGGUUCAGCUUUGGCAACAUCAGGGGUGCUUUUGGCGGCAAAUUCGGCGACCUGGCGAAGAACAUCACCUGGGGGCGGAAGCUCAGCGAGAGAAGUAGUCAUUUCCACAUCCACCCGUCCGUCUGUUCUCGGCUCGUAUCUUGUCUUGUUUGUGUUUGUGUGUGUCCGAACAGCUAAGGCGCAGUACGCCUGUGGCGUGACAGCUCCCUUCACGUAAGCGAGCCAAAUACGAGAGCGGCCAUCCAUCCGUCACCAACCUCACAAUGCCUGUCUAUUUUGACGCCUUCUCGCCACUGCUGCAGGUCGGCGAUGAGUUUUCUGCAGAGGGCCUACCGUCCCUUUGAGAAGGAGAGUCUGCUCGAGCGGGGCCUCGUGGACGCUGCCGACGUCUUUGAGGACGAUCGCCUGCACACCGCCUUCAACCCGCCGUCCAAAACGGACUGGUUCGCGAGGGACUACCUCAUGUUUUUCCAGGGUACGUGGGCGGAUGUGUGCAAAGGAAGACUGACCACAGGCCACUCAUCUUCCUGUCUGCAUGUCUUCACUGCUUGGUUGGUUGGUUCGUUCAGGCCAGGCCGACAAUCGGGGCGCGUACACGUAUCGCAGGCGGGGCUUCGAGCAGCUGGCUGGGUGGCACUACACGCCCGAGUCGUGUCCCGACUGCCCUAGAAGCUCCAACGUCUUCGUUUCUGCAUCAAACCCCCAGGACUACACCGUCCUCGACGCAGACGGCAACAAGAAGAAGGAGCGUAUCCCCGAGUGCCCCCGGAGAGGCAGGGAGAGACGAGCGUUCGGGGUGCAGCUGGGCAAGUUUGAGCGGUGCCGAGGGUUGACGCCGUCGACACGGAAGGAUCAGACCGACCUGAGUGUGUUCAAGGCUGCCACCUUCAUGCACCGGCUGAGCAACUCGAAGCUCAAUCUGUGUUUCCGCGGCGACGACGUGACGAGCAACCGGUAUACCGACGGCUUCUGGACGCGGACACUCAAUCUGUUCAUCACUGAGGUGGAGCCCAUGUUCAGACUGGCCGUUCCCUUCCAAUGCGAGAUACCAUGGUGGUAAGAAGAGCGCCGCCGCAACACACCAAGACACUCAGGCAUCCCUUCAGUCAGGCAUCCCUGCUGUGUGUCUGUGUCAGGAACUUCACGUAUGCGAUUGACGGCAAAGAGUACAAGGAGGACCCCCGCAAGGCACUCACACCCAUCCUGAGAGAGCUUUAUGAGGACCCAGCAGCAGUGCGGGAGAGGCUGCGGCUGAUGGAGUACUACAGCAGGAAGGUCCUGUGGAACGCACCUGGCAGCACCACGGCGAGGAGCGUCCUGAGAGCCAUGACGCGGCAAUGCCUCUCUGACGACAUGAAGAUGGCCUUCAUAGAGAGAACCAGACAAGAAGGUCAGAGAACUCGCACACGGAAGAGCGGCAUAGAUAAGGGAAUGGCCGACGGAUGAUUCCUGCGCCUCUGUGUUCAGGUGACCCUUUGGAUUUUCGAGACCAUGAGUUGUUUGCGCCCUGUCGCUUUCCCGACAAGUCUGCCAAGCGAGAGGAGCAGUCGAAAACAAAGCCGGCCAACACUAAUGUUCCAAUAAAGAAGCGACGGCGCAUUUGAGGGGAGGUGGAGCCGCAGCCUGGGCUGCAUUUGCUCGCCUGGGCUGGG